AGUGGAGCUUCAAAACAAAAGGAUGGGAAAGAAGGGAAAAGGGGAUCUUUCAGCUACAAAAGCAGCUGCAAAAGCUGCUAAAAGAGCAAAACAAGAAUCAAAAGCAGCAAGAGCAGAAACGAAAAAAGCAACAAAGAAUACAAAACCUUCAACAACUCCUGCGAACAACAAAAAUCAAAAGGGUAAAAAGGGAAAGGGCAAACAAAAUGGUGGUGGUGGCGGUGGAGUGGUAUUCGAUGAAGGGGAAGACCUGGACGCUUUACUGAAACAAUUCAGGGAAGAUUGGGAAAAUGAACAUAAGACCACAGAGGAAAAAGUUGGUCAAGCUCCAAGCCGACGUGCAAAUGCAACGUUGACAGCUUGUCCAUUGGGAACGGAUCUUUGGCUGUUUGGUGGAGAAUACUUUGAUGGUGAUCGUGCGAUGUUCUAUCCAGAUCUUUAUAGAUAUACACCCGCAACCGUUGCCGCCUCCAAUGCAGCUUCUGCAGAUGAUGCUAUCGUCGAUCAUGGAACAUGGCGCAUGUAUGCAUCACCAACACAACCUGGACCCAGGUCAGCUCAUCAGAUAGCCGCAACAGCUGCAAAUGGUGGUCAAUUGUGGCUAUUUGGAGGAGAGUUUGCAGGAAUGCGAAUGACAAGUUUCCAUCAUUAUAGAGAUUUAUGGGUAUUCCAUAUAGCCACCAAACAAUGGGAAAGAAUCGAUACAAAAGUUCGACCAAGUGCUCGAUCUGGACAUAGAAUGGCAUUUUGGAAACACUUUUUGGUCUUGUUUGGUGGGUUCCAAGAUACGGGCGCUCGAACGACAUACCUGGGCGAUCUUUGGAUCUUUGAUACGUCCGAAUACAAGUGGCACGAGAUCAAACAGAACGAUUUACGUAAACCGACAUCUCGAUCAGGUUUUAGCUUGAUCACUAGCACAGACGGUAUCAUCCUGCAUGGAGGAUACUGCAAGCGAUACGUCAAAGGGCAGAGAACACAAGGUGUCGCAUUAGAGGAUACAUGGCUGCUAAAGAUGACACUAGGGGAAGAUGGCGAUCUGUUCAUCAAUGGAUCGAUUGAAUGGCAGAGAAGGCGAAAGAUAGGAUAUGCACCUGGACCCCGAAGUGGAUGUACGAUGGCAGUUUGGGGCAACAGAAAUAUGGGUGUUCUGUUUGGAGGAGUAGUAGACACAGAAACAGACGAAGAAAGUUUGGAAAGUCAAUGUUUCAACGAUCUUUUCGGAUAUCAAAUUGCUGGAAAUGGAAGAUGGAUCAGUCUGAAUUUGAGAAAACCCAAGAAGAAGGGUGGAAGAAGGAGAAGGAAGCCUGCUGCUCCGGUUGUGCAGCACAAUCAGAAUAGUGAUGACGACGAGGAGAAUGCACAGAAUGAAGACGAACAAUCUGAGGAAGAACCAGAAGAUGACCCUGACGAUCCGCAAAAAAGUGUCCCAAUCGUUCGUUACAACACCAUGCUUGCAGUCCAGAGAAACACUCUAUAUGCAUAUGGAGGAAUCCACGAAACAGCAGAGCGAGAGUACACAAUGGACGAUUUUCAUACCCUUGAUCUUUCAAAGAUGGAUCGCUUUCAAUGCCUCAAAGCUUGUCCAAUUGAUAGUCUGGAGUGGAAUGAGUCAGCCUCGGAAUCAGGAAGUAGUGAUUCAGAUGACGACGACUCGUCCUCCUCGUCAUCAGAGGAAGAAGAGUUACCUGAGGGUGAAGAGUACGAGGCAGAAGUCGUUCGCGAGGAGGAUUACGAUCCUCUUUUGCAAAAUGAGGAAUUAUCUCUCGAUGAUGAAACCCUGGCAUUACUAAAGCGACAACGAGAAGAACGUGAAGAAUUGCGAAAGCGAACGGAAACGUUUUUGGGUGUUUCCAAACAAUCGAAUCGAACGGAAGAAGAUGUCUUGAGUACUCCAUUACCGGGAGAAUCUUUACGUGAUUUUUAUUCACGUUCAAAGUCAUAUUGGGCAAGUAUUGCACAUGAACAAAGUCAAGGUCAAUCACGCGGUAAAGAAAUGCGAAGAGAUGGUUUUGAACUUGCAGAAAAGAAAUACCUGGAAGUUAAACCGGUUUUGCAAGAAAUUGAACGUAUUCAACGUGAGGCUGGAUUGGACGAAGAAGAAAUGAAAGCAGCUGCAUCGGGUAAAUCUGGACCUGGUGGUGGAACAGGUGUUGACAGUAGAAACAGACGGUGAUUGUGUGUCAAACACAUUUGUGGUAGAAGUCUUGCAUUAUUGUACUAUUAUACAUCGAAAAAUCGCAUUUGCCGUAU
Meira miltonrushii is the source of this 2250-nucleotide messenger RNA. RefSeq lists its product as uncharacterized. Lineage: Eukaryota; Fungi; Basidiomycota; Exobasidiomycetes; Exobasidiales; Brachybasidiaceae. The transcript has a single exon. Gene Ontology annotation, molecular function: protein binding. The record is from RefSeq and is a predicted model, not a curated record. Bases 23 to 2173 code for a protein of 716 amino acids.